UCUCCAGCCACACGGAUCCGUUUGGCUUGCCCGUGACCCGUUUUCUCUUGACUGGGUCACCCUUUCCCGGUUCAACCAGACCGGCCGGCUCCACUCGACCGGCCCAGCAACCCAGCCGCUCGGUUCAACCAGAAGCUUAUUAAAAAAAAAAAAAAAGAGAGAGAGAGAUAAAAAAAAAAACCUAUUGUCCUUUCCUCUUGGCCCGAUAUCUCGCAGUCAUGUCUUCUCAAGCCUCCUCGGACAGCACCUCCAUGCCCGCCACCAGUUCUCCGGCAGUCACCACUGUGGCCCCUCCUGCUCCGCCGGUUAAAUCUGAUUUCCACCCGGCGCUUGCUGUUACGAACAUUCGGAAUCACAUUCCUAUUAUGCUUGACGUGGAGACUGAUCGCUAUGGCACCUGGGCGGAGCUUUUCCGCAUCCAUGCCCGUUCUCACCGGGUUUUGCACCACAUUGUCCCUGCUGCGGACAAGCCUCCUCCGCCUGUCACUGACCCUACCUACGAGUUGUGGAUCACUUUGGAUUCCACUGUCCUUCAGUGGAUUUAUGCCACCAUCUCCAUUGACCUGAUGACUACCAUCAUGGAGCCUGACUCCACCGCUCUCACUGCUUGGACUCGUUUGGCUGAUCUUUUCUGGGAUAAUCAGAACGCUCGUGCUGUCACUCUAGAGCAGGAGUUCUCUAAUGUUCGCAUGGAGGCAUUUCCGACUAUCGCCUCCUACUGUCAGCGUCUGAAGACGCUUUCUGACCAGCUCCGUGAUAUCGGAGCUCCUGUGAACAAUCACCGUCUAGUUUUGCAGCUCAUCUCCGGCCUCUCUGACGCUUAUAAGGGUGUUGCUACUCUGAUUCGUCAGAGCAAUCUGCUCCCCUCCUUUCAUCAGGCUCGCUCCAUGCUUACCUUGGAGGAAGCCGGCAUGGCUAAGAUGACACCUACUGAACCUCCAGCUGCAUAUGUUGCUACUCAGCCGCGUCCUUCUGAUGCCUCUUCUCAGCGUUCCAAUCGUCGGUCCUCCAACCGUUCUCGAUCCCACAACUCUAAGGGUCGUGGUGGGAAUCGUGGCAACGGUGGUGGCUCCCGCAGUGGCACCUCUCAGGGCCCCUCUCCUCCGAUGCCUCCUCGGCCUCAGUACUUUCCGUACCAGCAUUGGGGAUGGGCCCCACCUCCAUGGGCCAUACCUCCGUGCCCAUACCCUACGUCCCAGUGGACCCGUCCGUCUGCUCAUCCUCAGCACCCUGGCAUUCUGGGCCAGCGACCUCAGGCCUAUGCGGCUUCCGCCUCACCCGUGCCGACUGACAUUGCCACUGCCAUGCACACCAUGACACUUGCUCCUCCGGACAGCACCUGGUACAUGGACACUGGAGCAUCAUCUCAUGUGGCAGCAUCACCAGGUAAUCUCACAUCUUAUUCUAAUUUGAGUCAUCUUAAUCAGAAACUGUAUGUUGGUAGCGGACAGGGUAUUUCAAUUUAGGGUUCUGGACAUACAACCCUCCCCACCUCCCAUAAACACAAGCCCUUGACCCUUUCCCAUGUCUUGUACACUCCUAAUAUUGUUAAAAACUUGAUUUCUGUGCGACAACUCACCACUGAUAACAAUGUUUCUGUUUGUUUUGACCCUUAUGGCUUCUCGAUUCAUGAUUUUCAGACGGGGAUUCCACUCAUGAGAUGUAAUAGUCCUGGCGACCUAUAUCCAGUCACUCCAUCCUUUCCAUUUGCUGGUCUAGCUCAGAGUCUCUG
This is a messenger RNA of Lotus japonicus, 1732 nucleotides long. RefSeq lists its product as uncharacterized. The transcript has a single exon. The record is from RefSeq and is a predicted model, not a curated record. Lineage: Eukaryota; Viridiplantae; Streptophyta; Magnoliopsida; Fabales; Fabaceae. Bases 219 to 1466 code for a protein of 415 amino acids.